CCUAAUGCAGCAUAGAAAAUAAAAGUGCUUGGGGCCAGCUACCUGAAUGUAUAAGGGAAAUAAUCAAAAGACCUGACUAAGCAAGGGCAAGUGGGAAGAAUUUGAAUUAUUCUUUUCAGAACUAUCCCCACAUUCAAAAACAAGAAAGUCUAUAUUUUUGAUAGGGAAAGGCCAAAAAUUAGUUUACACUUUCUUAAAGUUAACCUUAAUUUGGACUCUGUGGAUCGAGUGGUCGCUCGGAAUUUUUUGUAUAGAAGCAAGUAUUUUCUGCUGAGGGACUCAAGCCGAGAGGGACUGAACUACAAUGACUCCUUACCGAGUCCCCUUACUUUGUGCGGUGGGAUGUAUAACUUUAUUUGUUAUUAGUGGAGCGAACACUACAUCCCCAACCCUCAGUGCGACUCCUACAGGAACCAGUGCCACAGGUUUUACAACAGAGACUUCAAUAACAAAUACUUCCAAUAGUAGAGCUACUAACACCGUGCCUUCCAAUACAAACCCCACAGGAUCCACAUCCAGCAGUCAAGCUGCCACAGAUGGAAGUAGUGCCGUCACCAACAGUACCACACAAAAGACAGUACCAAACACAGGGACACCUGUAAUUUCAACUACAACGGAAACAAAUACAGGAAAUCCAGCAACUACCCGCAUUGUUACAACUAUUCCAGUUACCAAUGUUUCUAGUGGCAACACAAAUGCCAUUAGUCAGACACCUUCAGCAAACCCCCCUGCCAAUACAGGCCUCUCCACUAGCAAUAACGCAACCACUUUAACCCUUAGCACAUUGACUAACAUGACUAAUUCACCCUCAGUUACCCCUACAGCAUACUCAGUCACAUCAGCACCUUUUGUUACAAACACAAUUGGUUCUUCUAAUUCUUCAACAAAUACCCAAUCGACAACACAAGUGCAAAGCACAGCAACUUAUAGUUUUACAACAAAGACUACAGUGAAUACCUCUAGUAAUCCAAACAAUAGCCCUCCUACUACAGAAACAUCAAGUUCUGCAAGUUCCAUAUUUACCACAGGAAAUGCCAGUAAUUCUUCAGUCAACAGUCAGGCUACAACAGAGAUCUCCCGCGCUACAUCAGCCAUAACUAGUACAGUAAACAGUACCUCCUCUUCAAAUGGCAGUCAGUUUACUACAGGAGCAGUCAGCACUGCAACUCCAAUAAUUACUGGAAGUACCAGCAACCAGUCUUCAACAACGAUACACAAUUUUGCAACUUCUACUGUCACAGGAAACAGCACCAACUCUUCAGGUACUGCACAGUCUAUAACUGAAAUAUCUACAACUCUAGUAGUAACUGAUGGGAAUACUACUAACUCCAGCCAGUCUAUAUCAGAAAUAUCCAGAACCACAACUCAACCACUUACUGUUUGGAGCACAACUAACUCUUCCAACAACAGCCAGCCUACAACAAAAGUUGCCAGCACUGCAUCUCCCAUAAUUAGUACAGGAAAUAUAAGCAGCACUACUAGCUCUUCUAGCAGCCCACUGAUGCCAACAACUGCUAACAACGUGAACAAUGGGACUACCACCAACAACACUAAUGUUUCUUCUACUUUAGCCACUACUGCUGACACCAAAACCAUGAUGACCACAAAUUCAACAGAUGUGACAAACACAAGUAGUACUUCAGCCCAAAAUGGAACUAACUUCACAACAACAACAUUUGUACCACCUGGCCAAUCACAGACAACUACAACAACCACAACUAGUUCCAGUGUGGCUUCCAAAUCAAGCUUUGAUGUUUCAUUUAGGAUUACUAAUCAUAAUUAUACAGAUAAACUAGCAGACCUUGCCUCUCCUGAAGCCAUGAGUUUGACUAACCAGAUUCAAGACAUGUUUCGAAACGUUUAUACUUGUGACAAUUGUCCUACUAAGACAUCUUACAAUGGAGCAAAAGUAAACAAAUACAGUCAAGGCUCUGUAGUAGUACAGUCAACUACAUUCUUCACCUCAUCUACAGUAGCACCUGAAACUGUUCAGGCUUUGAUGUUGGCCGCAGAUCAAGGCGACCUCAAAAUUGAUAGAAAUUCUAUCACUGUAACUCAAGUUCAAAGUCCAUCCACUAACUUUGUUCCAGACUGGGGUAUUGCAUUGCUGGUGCUUGUUGGUGUCAUUCUCUUCAUCCUUUUAGUUACUGUGGUCUUACUGAUAAUUUACUUGUGUCGCCGGAAAAAACAUGGAGACAUGGAGGUAUUUGCUCCUCGUGGAUCCUACAGUCAGAUGAAUGACAGGCAUGAUUAUCCAUUGUAUUCCACUCAUAGCCGAUUUGCAGCUCCCAAUGGAAAAUACUCUGGCAAAAGUGAGAAUAAUAUGGCAUUCUGGCAUUCAGGAGAAUCAGCCUGAUACACCCUACUGCAUCACAGUGAACACCUCAGGGAAAUGGGAACCUCUACUCUUUUACAAACCAUGCCAUGGAGACAGACAAUUUGUGAAACUGAAAGACACAGAUAAUCUCCACAAAGAACCUCAGACUGUAUCUUUCUUUUGCUCAAUUCUCAGAUGGAUACCUUAAUGAGCUUAUAUGCUUUACUGAUCUACUGACACUGUUACUUGAUGAAGAUGAAGGCGUGUUUGUUGUUUUGUAACUAAAGCUUAUUUCAGUUUAACUUGGCCACUACUGAUUAGUAACACACUUCCACUAUAACCUUGGAGUUGUUGACAACUCUUGAUGGAAAAAAUGUUUAUUAAGCAAAUUAAUGAGUGGAUUAAUAAGCAUUGCCUGUCAGUGAGUCAUGCCUGCAAAAGCUACCCUACGGCCUACGGUGAAACCUUCUGUAAGCUGUUGUGAAGAAGUAUAUACAUGGUGGUGAUGAGGGAACUGUACUAUUUGUUGCUGUGACAGUUUGAUAACUAUACUGGGAGAAAAUGGUGCCAUUUGCUUUGGGCACCUGUUGUGCAUAUCCCAAGCUUAACACCAAGUACAUAGGACCUUGAAAUUUUAAUCCUGGUGAAAUAUGUAUGUGUAUGGCAUAAUGGGUUUGGUAAUAUUUAAGCAUUAUUUGAGCAUUUUCUGGUAUGAAUAGUGUAAUUGUUGUCCAGUUGUAUUCACACCCUUUCAAGUGAUGUUCUUCAAAGACCAAAUAUUUUUACAUUUUUAAGUUAUAUAUUUCACUUUAUUAAAACUAGAUUGCACAAAAUAAAGCAGGAAUGCAGUAUGAAGAAUAUUGCAGUAUUAAUGGAUCGACGACUUUCUAGAAAACCAGCAUGUACCAUUGUAGACAGACUGUAGUCUCUCUAAUCAUUUUGCUACAGUACUUGAUGAGUGCAUUACCUUCAGUAUAACAUAUAUUGUUCUUGUCUUUCUCAUUCAGUGAGCUAAAGUUAAGGAGACAAUGCUUGCUAAAAGGGGCCUUAUUCCCUUCCCUGGAGGGGUACUGUGUCUGCUGUAUUAAACUUCUCAGCUAAUGUUACCUAAAUAUACUUGACUUCUUUGCCCUUCAGAAAAAGGGAUCACUUGCACUAAAUCCAUCCACUGUCUCUAUAUAACUUUACUAGCAACGAUGGUUUAUGUCACAGUAUAUCCCAGAGCAUUUGGAUAUGAAGUCAUGUGUGUUCACUGGUCAUUAAACUGAAAUGCUCUAAGA
Molecule: messenger RNA, 3597 nt
Organism: Protopterus annectens (West African lungfish)
Lineage: Eukaryota; Metazoa; Chordata; Ceratodontiformes; Protopteridae
Product: mucin-1-like
Exons: 8
Coding region: 305-2356 (683 amino acids)
Source: RefSeq, a predicted model, not a curated record